Doryrhamphus excisus (bluestripe pipefish) is the source of this 5544-nucleotide messenger RNA. RefSeq names its product PHD finger protein 1 (gene phf1). The record is from RefSeq and is a predicted model, not a curated record. Gene Ontology annotation, cellular component: nucleus. Gene Ontology annotation, molecular function: DNA binding; chromatin binding. Lineage: Eukaryota; Metazoa; Chordata; Actinopteri; Syngnathiformes; Syngnathidae. Gene Ontology annotation, biological process: negative regulation of gene expression, epigenetic.
AGAGAGGCAGGGGUGAGGAUGGUGAGGAUGGUGAUGAUGAUGAAGAUGGCGUCUCCGGCGGUUUGAUACAGGAGAGGCAGCUCCCGCAGAUAUUAAUAUAUAUAUAUAUUAAUAUCUAUAUUCCAAAAAAGGAGCAUCGUUUGUGUUUUGUUGGAGGAGGACCGAGGAGCCGUGGCGUGCGUCUUCUUCCUCCAUUCUCUUCCUCCUCGCUUUGACGGAUUGAUGACAGACAGGGGCGUGCGUCACGUGCGUCACGUGCAUGCAGACUAAACACUUUGUUGGCGUGCAGCCGCGAUCGAACGCCAUGCAGCCUGCGUGACCCCCCCCCCCCCCCACACCCCCCCGACGGGAAGGAAGGAGUUCCACUUGACAGCAGCUCGGCUGCGUCUCCUUCUCAGGAUGGGGGGAGUCAGCGAAGGAGAUGACGUCCUGGCGAGAUGGAGUGAUGGGCUCCUCUACCUGGGCAACGUGAAGAGGGUUGACGGAGUCAAGCAAUGCUGUCUGGUCAGAUUCGAGGACAACUCGGAGUUCUGGGUCCUGAGGAAAGACAUCCAUUCCUUUGCAGCCGGAGUGGAAGAAGUUUGCUGUAUUUGCGAUGCUCCGCCCCUUAAAGAACCCCUCAUAAAUUGUCUGAAAUGUCGGCACGGUUAUCAUGCCGAGUGCCACACGCCAACCAUCGAGCCGGAAGCUGACAGCGAUUCCUGGAUAUGUCGGCAGUGUGUCUUUGCCGUCGCCACCAAGAGAGGCGGCGCCAUUAAACGCGGCCGAUUCGCCCGACUCAUGCAGUUCAUGAAGCUGAGGCUCCCCUACCAGCUGACGUCGCUGGACUGGGACGCGCAGCAUCUGUCCAAUCAGCAGCAGUGUUACUGUUACUGUGCCGGACCCGGAGAGUGGAACCUGAAGAUGCUGCAAUGUGGAAGUUGUGGUCAGUGGUUCCAUGAGGCCUGCACUCAGUGUCUAACCAAGCCUCUACUAUAUGGGGACAGGUUUUAUCAGUUCCAGUGUUCCGUGUGUACAAAGGGCCCGGAGACGGUCAAAAGACUCCCUAUGACCUGGGUGGAUUUGGCUCAUUUGGUGCUAUACCACCUCUCCCUGUGCUGCAAGAGAAAGUACUUUGAUUUUGACCAUGAAAUCUUGUCCUUCACCAACGAGAACUGGGACUCGUUGCUUCUGGGCGCGCUCUCCGACACGCCGAGGCAAGACCGCUGCCACAGCCUCCUCAACGCACUCAACUCCCACAAGGACAGAUUCGUCUCCGGUAAGGAGAUCAAGAAGAAAAAGUGUCUUUUCGGGCUUCAGGUACGAGCUCCGCCGCCACUGACGUCCGACUCGUCACCACUCAUCACCGAGCCGCCAAUCAACAUCUCGCAUCGCAGAAGCCCGCUGUCGCUACCCUGCCAGAGGAGGUCGGUGGGACCAGAGUCUCGUAAAUCAAAGCGUCGCAUCAUGGAGACACAGGCUUGUCCGCCCCCGGUUUCAUCCAAGCCUAUUGAGCUGCUGCCCUGUUGCCAUGGCUACAUGGGAGGGGAUGGCCUAUACACCCCCGGGAAGUCAGAGGAGGAGCUGAACCUGAGCUCUGCCCCAAAGCGGAUGUAUGCUCUGUACCACACCACCUACAAUGGAACCAGUUCACUCUCCAGGGGCCUCCAUCACUAUAACAGCGUGGACGACACCUGCAGAAUACCGCCCCCCUGCUUCCCGUACCCCCUCAACUCCAGUGACAGUCUCCACCGCCAGCACCUCCACCCGCACCACCACAACCACCAGCACCAACCGGGACACAAGCAGCCGGAGCCCAUCCACCUACGAGACCUGCCCCCUUACCAGGCAACCGCCGGUGGAGGGGGCGGCGUGACCGGGGGAGGAGUAGGAGGAGUAGGAGGAGGCGGUAUCGGCGUUGGAGGGGGUGACGGUGGGACUGUGGCCCGGAGCUGGGGCGGAGGUGAGGCGGUGAGAAUCUUGGCCAGGCGGGUGACACUGGAAGGGAAGGUGCAGUACCUUGUGGAGUGGGACAACGUGAACUUGUACUGAGCGUGAGGAGGACUCGGACUGUUUUGUAGUAAGAAAGCGGUGCCAUUGUUUGGGAUACAAACACAUUGAAAAGAGGAACAAAAAAACCAACAUCACACACACAUCCAAAUCCAGGUUGCUCUCAUUGUGUCAUCUCGGCCCCACAUCGUUAUAACAUCACUACUCUUGACUAAAUGUUCCUCUUGCUGGUGUUUCUGAUAUUUGUACUGUUAACUUUGGAAUAUGCCUUUGCAUCAGCCAUCUUUUAAAAUGAGAAGACACAUUUAAACCUCCAGCUGCUUGACGUCCCGUCCAAGGGAGAACUGUACCACCUAAAACUGCAUCAGUGGGCAUCAGUGAGCUUCAAGUCAAAGGCCUUUGAGUGUCAAGUGUUUGCCCCCUUCCUGCUUUCUUAUUGUUUUGCAUGUUUGUCACACUGAAAUGUUUCAGAUCAUCAAAAAAAACAUCAAUUUUAGUCAAUGACAAUACAACUGCACACAACAUGCGGCUUCUAAAUCAGGGGUCUCAAACUCAAUUUACCUGGGGGCCACUGGAGCUAGGGUCUGGGCAAGGCUGGGCUGCAUCAGGUUUUCCAAAAAAAACCCCAACACAUUUAUUAAAAACUGAAAAAUAUACAAACAUUUUCAGUGCUUUGGUUCUGAUUUUCUACAAUAAAAGCUCUGCUAAAACAUUCCACUGUUCUCAAAUAUCUUAAUUUUUAUUUUUCUACACAAAAUAAGAUGAAAAAUAAAUAAACAAAUCAAGAAUAAAGAAAAUCAAUCAAUCAGUAAUAAAUAAAUAUAAUAAUAAUAAUAAAAAGUUAAGGAAGCACAUAUAGUUGGUGGGUAGACAAAUGAUUUUUUUCAUAUUAAAAUGAACAAAGCAUUAUUAGAGCCCUGUAGACAUGACAAAACACGACUAUAGUCACAUUUAUACUCUUUUUAUUUACAACAUAUUGCGCAACUGCAGGGUCUCGAGACACAUGCUAACUCGCAAACUAGAGAGCUAGCCACCUAAACGGUAGCCUUCAAGUUAUUUCCUUUCAACUUAAAUAGCCAAAAACUUACCACUUCCACACGGAUAGGGAGGAUAACUAUUAACAGUUAUUUAACCUUUAACAUGAACAUGAAUCAAACGUAAUCAUUUUUUCUGGGUACAUGAUACCAUACAGCAUCCAUAUCAAACAUUAAACUUUCAUAUCAAGGCGGGGGCCUCAAACUAGUGUCCUGCGGGCCACAUUUGGCCCGGGGGCCGCGUGUUUGAGACCCCUGUUCUAAAUUAAACAUUUUAUUAGAGAAGAAAAUCCAAACCUACAUGGUUUGCGUGGGGAAAAAGUGAUUGCCCCCCCCCCCGUCCGUUAAAAUAUAUCUCAGAUUGCGACUUAUCAGUCCUGAAGAGGUUAUAAAGCGAACCACAGUGAAAACCAUUAUCCACAAAAUGUUGAAAAGAUGGAACCCAAAAUGACCCCAAGAGCACAGCGACAACUCAUCCAAGAGGUCACAAAAGACCCCAUGACAACAUCCAAAGAACUUCCAAAGAACCAAAACCACUUAUAAACAAAAAUGACAUUAAGGCUGGGAUUAAUUUUGCCGGCUCUUAUCGGCCGAUGACCUUUGGGAAAUUACUCUUUUUGGAACGUGUGCGUCCCAUUACGUCUGGCCUAAAAGUAACACCGCAUUUCAGAUAAAGAACAUCAUAGCAACAGUAAAAUAUGGUGGUGGUAGUGUGAUGGUCCGGGGCUGUUUUGCUGCUUCAGGACCUGGAAGACUUGCUGUGAUAAACGGAAACCCAAAUGACCUUAAAAAGCGCUUCAUGCUGGAAAAGCCUCCGUUGUGGCUGAAUGACAACAAUUCUGCAAAGUGAGCCAAAAUUCUUCCACAGUCUUUCAUUUAAAAACUGCAUUUUGUGUUCAGUCGCCGUGUCAUUGACUAAUAUCCAGUUGAUGAUUUGAAACAUUUAAGUGUGAUAAACUUUUAUAUGUUUAAAAAAAAAAAUCAGGUCAGGGUCAAACACUUUUUCACACCAUUUUAUUGUUAAAUUUCCACUGCUCAGAUGCAUAGUCUUUUAUAGUCGAUUAAUAAAAUAUUAAGUAGUAAAGCAACAUUGAAAAAAUAUAUUUUUUCAAUUAACGACAAGUCACCUGGAGGUUUACAUAAAUGUUCUCAUUGAAGUACUUCAUUAAGAAAUUGUAGAUGACUAAUAUUUGCUAGAUUUUUUUCAUACAUCAUUUUUAAUUCAGUCUAAUGUACGUCUCAGUAAUUUUUUAUCGGUCAAGUUAUACAGCAGCCACAUUAUAUUAUCGUUUAUUACACAUUAUUACCACCCCCCCUUCCCCUUUAAAUUUGUUUAUUAUUUGCGGCUGUGGGUUGGACAGUUGACCAAUCAGACAGCAGCAGUGAAUACAUUCCAAAUUCGUAAACAAAUAUUUCACUCUGGGGGAAAGUGUACAUUUUAAAUUACAUUUUUUCAUAUUUGUACUGUUUUGCUGUCCUGUUAAGUUGAAAGGUUGUCGCCUUUUUACUCCAUUUUACUCCAUUACGCCAUUAGAGGGUCUAAUGUUCAAUUUUUCCAAUACAUAUUGUGUUACGUUUGUAUUUGCUGUGGCUACGUCACCUUCCGUUGCCAAACAGGCUAACUAAACCAAUGGAGGGCCAUUUUCUUUUAAUUGGCCCUUGGCACAUUGUGCAAAAAAAAUAAUUCAUUAUAAAUGAGAUAUACACUAACUUGCUUUGCCACCAAAGUGAAGAUGUGAAUGUUUUGUCCAGGUAGCUUAGCAUAUAUUUACCUUCUGUACACUGGAUUGGAUUUGGCCUCAUUAGUAAACAAAUGUAUCAAAGUGGUCUCCCUGAAUGCUUCCGUUUCUCUGUUUGCGUUACCGGGUGGAACAUUUGGACAUUUGGACACCCCUGGUAAUAGGUUUGAAAAACAUGUCCACAUUAUAGAAUUAAAAUGUCUUUUUAGAGUAAAUUUGCUACCUAAUGUUCUCAAGUACUGUUUAUCUCCUCCUAUGUUUCUCAUGUUCGAAAUAGAAGUGUGGGAGUUUUUAUAUUUUAGACAUUUUUGAGCAAAGUAACUAGACUCAGAGUUUAUAUUUUAUACAAAAGGUUUAUUUCAGCACUCAAGUGUUUUCUUUGGCUCCUUCAUCACUGGCUGCUCAUCAAAUAAGGGGGGGAACUCUGAUUAGCCAAUCCCAAUGUUGCAUUACAUCCCCUGAAGUGACUUUGACUGUCUUCUAUUAGAAAGGGAAAUGGGCAAUGGUGAUGAAUGUAUUUUAUGUAUUUUCUAUGGUAUGCUUGUACCCGUCAAUUGCUCGUUUUAGGUUGUUCUCUGGACAGACAGUUUUAACAACAAAGUUGGAGGAAAGAAAGAUUUUUAUUUAUUUUUUUAUUUUUGUGAUCGGCACUUUGGUGUAUUUUUUAAUUUGUAUUUUUUUGUUCUUUCAAGAAAUUAUGUUUCUAUUUGUCUUCUCAGCGCUGACGCCACUGACAUAUGUAACAAGAAUAAUAAAUGUUUCACCUCUAAAUGUUUUUUUGC